AGUUGGUUCCAGUCUCUAUGCGAAUGCCCGAAAUAAAUCUAGACUAACUGCUGGGUUUUGCAUUGGCAGCGCCUCCAGCUAUCACCCCCGUUUUCUCGACACAAAAGGCGGCAUGGUUGCUCUGCGGUUACACAAAACCUAGCACUGAUUCCUACAAACCAGUCCGUCUCCAGCCCACGACGAAGGUGUGCACAAGAUGGCCACUGCAGCAAGCUCCGUUGCGCCAGUAGUGACGCUCUAUCAUGCCGACCAGGCAGCACAUUUUCCCUCCAACUCUACAUUUCCUAUUACCGAAAUCCAUAAGGACGACCUGGAAUCCCAAUUGAACGAGAACAAACGUUCGGUGUCGGUGAACAUUGGCAUCAACCCCGCACAGAGCCAAGAAGUCACCCCUACAGGACCAAUUCCGCCGCCAGAGAUCACCGAUACUAUUGAAAUCGAUGAAAAUGUCGUCAAGGCAUUCCCUGACAAGGGAGCCAAGGUCUUGGGUGCGGUGGGAUACGGAAAGUCGCUCUGGGGCAUAACGGCAAGGAUCGAAGUCGAGCUUCCAGAUGGACGAAAGCGGAAAUAUUUCAUGAAGGCCCUCAAACAGGGGGAGCUCAGCAGGGUGAUAUGCGAGGGAGAGCUAAGAAGUCUGCAAGAAAUCUACAAGACGUCUCCUGGGUUUUGCCCUGAGCCAUAUGGAUGGGGACGUUUCGCCAGCGACCCCGAAAUGUACUUUCUACUGGUCGAGUUCCGUGACAUUGGGGCAAGUCCGGCCGAGCCCUCUAAACUCGCAGCGAGCCUCGCCCGGCUCCACAGCAACUCGCAGUCUCCAACGGGCAAGUUCGGCUUCGGGAUGCGGACGUGCCACACGCUGAUUGACCAGGCCGUCGACUUUUGGUCCGAUUCAUGGGCGGCCGUGUACGGGAGUCACCUGCGUCACGUCGUCGAGCUGGCGAAACCGUUUGUCAAAUGGCCCGAGUUCGACAUUGUGGCCGACCUGACGGUCGACAAAGUCGUGCCCAGGCUCUUGCUUCCGCUACAAGCUGGAGUACGGACUCUGAAGCCGUGUCUGGUGCACGGCGACUGCUGGGACGGCAACACCGCCAUGGACGGCAAGACGGGCGAGGCCUUUAUUUUUGAUGUGUGCUCCUUCUACGCGCAUAACGAGUACGACACGGGCAACUGGCGCACCCCGAGGCAUCGCCUCAGCAACCCGGCCUAUAUCAAGGCUUACAAGAAGCUGAUUCGGCCCUCUGAGCCAGCUGAGGAAUGGGAGGCUAGAAAUAUUCUUUAUUCUCUACCUUUCAACCUUGGAAACGUCAUGUUUGUUCCUGGGUCCACCCAGCGACAAGUUGUCUACCAGGACAUGACAAACCUCUGCAAAAUGUUCUGUCCCCAAGAUUUAGAGCUGCGUAUGGCAAGUUUGGGGCUAGCAAAUGAAUCCAGCAACGACCGUGGCGGAGAAAACAAGGUGAAGGGGACGGGUCCAUGCGCUUGCGAAGAAGACGAGGAGGAGGAGGAGGAGGAAGAAGAAGAAGAAGAAGAGGAAAAAUAUGAAAGGAGGCUGUAAGGCAUCGCCACGGGGGCUUGAUGACAUUCUUAUCAGCCCGAGGUUGAAAGAGAGUAUAAUAGCAAGUGGGGCGCUCUUAUUUUGCUCAACUAGCCACCUCCCAGCGUUUGAGGAACACGUACGUUCAUGGGCACGUGGGACUAUGAUGGGUCAAGAGGAGAAACAGAAAUGCAUGCAUGCAUAAUGUGGUGGGUUUUGCUCACAUGACUGAGGAUAUAAUAUAUCUGAGGUCAACCAUCUCUGGUAGCAACAGCUGCCGGUUUGACAGGACUGUCAUCCUAGUCAUGUCAGUAUACGAUACGCUAUGAUCUGCAAUAAAGUGGUUCCAGACCUCGUACAGAUCACGACAUGCCGACCGAUCGAGAGCACAACCUGGAUGAUGAUGAUGACAAGGUUGGUGAUCAUAGCACCCAAAUACGUCAAAGAAGGCCCGAGGUAGCAUUGACCACAAGUAUUACCACGUAUCACCACGUAUGAUGCGGUUAUCUACACCUCGCCC
Messenger RNA from Pyricularia oryzae 70-15, 2054 nucleotides. RefSeq lists its product as uncharacterized. The transcript has 6 exons. The coding region runs from base 197 to 1555 and encodes 452 amino acids. Lineage: Eukaryota; Fungi; Ascomycota; Sordariomycetes; Magnaporthales; Pyriculariaceae. The record is from RefSeq and is a predicted model, not a curated record.